CAAAUAUGUCUGCAAAUGACUAGUACAAAACAAUAAAAAUAGCAAGUUGUUAAACAAUCGUGCAUUGUUAAUCUAUCGUUGUGGUUGUUAAAGUGUGUGUGAUAGGUUCGAGGUUUGCGCGAAUCGCACGCUCAUGGAUGAAAAUGUUAGCAAAAGACGUUACGAAAAACUGGGCUUUAAACCCCAAAAGGAGAAUGUUUACAACAAAUUACUGCCCUAUGCCGAGAAAUUGGACGAGGAAUCGACGCAACUGUACGCCGAUAUUAAAACUAACCUUAUCAAGUCGGUUCUAGCACGUGAGAUGAGACCAGGAUGCGCCUUAUGGACCUCACGUUUGAACAAGUACAUUAAAAUUUAUGGAAUGAAAUUCUCAAAGGAAGACCACAUUUGUUUUAUUAAACUGUUUUACGAUCUACUGACCAUUCCUGAUUUAGAACCGACCAGAAUCAAUAAAUGCGCUUCAACGUUAACCCAAUUGCUCAAGAAGAAGUAUUUGAUAUCUAGAGAUGAAUUACAGUUAGAAUGGCGACCUUUAUACGACUUGUGUAUCAGAGUAAUGGAGAAGAGCAAAACCGAUAUAGGAAUGUAUCGUUGCUUUUCAACAUUAGAGGGGACCCUAAUGAACGUUAUCAGACUAGCUAGAAUCUACUUCCCUGCAUCAGCCACUCAGGAAAUUUUAGACGAGUUCAGGCCUCGCUUAUGUCCAAUGAGCAGCCCCACAAUCCUCUCAGCCAUCCAAUACCUUGAAAUUUUCUUACCUGUUUGCGUCAAACCCGAGGAAGCUGCCAUUAGUUACGAUUUAUGGUUUGAAGAACUUAUGACGCUGUGGAACGCUUGUCAUAACGCAAGUGCUUGGGAAGAUCACAUGAUGUGGAUGAUUGCGCGACUAUCCAGCUACACCAUGGGGUAUAUCAAUUGGGAGCCCUACAUUCCCAUGAUGUUUGUGCGAUUUUCGCGCAGUUUUCAGUUACCUGUAGCUUAUAGACAGAAACAAACCGGCAAACAAUACAAAAUCGAAAUUUCCGCAAUGGCGAUUUGGAUAACAUGCGCUUUGAACGGUGAUAAAAAUUCGACUUUCUUUCAUUUGGAAAAGUUCAUGCAAGCGCUGGAAUCCUACUACUAUCCGGCAAAUAUGGGCCGAUGGUCGAUGAAGUUGAGGGAAUUGUUGCGAAAACUUGCCUAUUAUUUCGUGCAAAGGGUGCAUUGUGAACGAUACAAGAAAAAAACGUGGGAUACGAACAUUCCAGAUCAUUAUAAAUUGACCGACGAGGAUAUUGAUAGAUUCGUCAAUAUUAUGAAGCCGUGUCUUGAGCAGGCAAUGUUUUCGAGACAAGGGGGGCAAGAUAUCAUCCUAGCCUUGCAAUAUCUGGGGUCCCUAAGACCAAACCUGGUCAUUCCAAUGACUUUGGAUAAAUUGUAUGCUUCAAUGGAUAGUCUCACAGAGCCGCACAAACUGACGUCGUCCAUGAUGGGCGUGACGGCAGUGGCAAGGUACAUGGUACAAGGGGCGCGCAGCAACUACCCAGAAGGAUUCACCCAUGUGCUUCCACUCCUAAUGGCCUUACUCCCAGGGAUUGACCCGAACGAUAUCCGAAAGUGUUUAGUGACUUUCAACUUCAUGGUUCAUUUUAUUAACAUGAUUCCGUUGAUCAAUUGUUCCGAAGCGAGUAAAUAUCACGAUGACUUGACGGAAGAAGAACACAUAGUUUGCGAAGCCAGCGAUGGUUUCGAAGAUUUCGUUUUGCAAUUUUUUGACAGACUGUGUCUUUGGGUCGAGUCUAAUUCCCUAGACUUUGUUAGACUAGAACAGGAUGCUAACAGCAACAAUAAUAAAAAUCGGGCCGAAGUGAUCGCCGAAACGGCCCUUUUCUCGAUCAUUUCAACAGUUUUACACCAGUGCUCGCCAGAAAUUUUCACAGCCGCUCUUAAAAAAGUGUUCAAUUUCGUAAGUGACAAAGUAAUGGAGAUACAAAUUUCGGGCAAAAUGACGGCGAUUAUAUGCCAAGGCUUUGCCAAAGUCAAUCCUAAGGAAACCCUGAAACUGUUCAUUCCACACUUGUGUGAUAUCAUCGAAGGCUUAAUGAACGAAAACCCAAACAUAGAAAAAGAGGAACAUCUCGACGCUGAAUUGCUUUACAAUUUGCAAAUUUUAUCAGAAGUUGUGGAUGCCAGGACCGAACUUGUUACGUAUUCCGACAGGUUGAUGAAAAUCCUUGAUAGGACUUUACACAUGAGUUCGUUGAGUGGUAGUCAGAUGGCAUCACGCAUGCUUGAAGUUAUGAUGACCUCACUGACUUACAUACUGCCAACUGAAUACCGAAGUUGUUCGACACCGUAUGACACACAUGUUAAGGACUUUCUCUCGAUAAGAGAGUGGGGCAAAGCUCAAAAUAUCAAAGAUCUGGAAAUCUCGUGGUACGUCCCUGGAGAUAAGGAAAUCGCCUUAGUUCAGUCACUCAUUAAUAAGUAUUUGGUACCCGAAGUUUCAAAACUUAGCAAACACGCCUCUGGAGAGUCAGUCCUGACGAGAGAAGAGCUGCGAAGGUCGCUUAGGAUAGUAAUUUCGAUAUUGUCAUCACAUCCAGUGUUGCCAAUCUGGGACGAACCUGCGAUACAGCUGGUCGACUCGGUUUUAGAUCCGUGGGCUUUCAAUCUAAUCGUGAGCGAUUCUCAUGCUGUAAAUAUGCCAGACGGCUCAAACAUCCGAAAAGUGAUAGCAGAUUUGAUGCAUAAAGUCCAGAAAAAAAUCCUAGAAGUGGACGAAGGUGACACUAAAAGCAUCCACAACAUUGUCCAUAUCUACAAUAUACUUCUUUUCAACAAAUCACGUGUUCAUGAUUUCGAGUAUCAAUGGAAGAACUUCCACUUGGUGAAAAAACUACUCGAAGACCGUUUACACCAAAAUAAACUGCACUUGCGACAUAUCCUUAUCAACAGAGUGAUGUUGCAGCAAGAAUUUAGAAUAGAAAGUCGUAGCUGUUCAUUCACAGAAACCCACAAACAGAUUCUUUUGGACCUGUUUGAACUAAGUGUGUCGCGAUAUAGCGAGGUGAGAAUUUCAGCACAGUCGAAGCUAUUUUCUGUAGUGUCAUACUUCCCAUACUCUUACACCGUUCUCACAUCGCGUAUAUUCGAAAUCUUAAAACUAAACUCAGAAGAACACCAUGAGAAGUUCAAGGGUUGUUUAUACAUUUUGAUAAGUCCGAAAAAUACACCAAUAGUGGCACGUCACGACUGGAAUUUUAUUCGCCAAUUGUGGCCACUUAUCAUCAAGUCGAUGCCAUCCGAAAAACCCUCAAUUGUCAAUUUGAUAAAUGCGAUAGUCGACGCUGUUAACCGAUUUUUCCCGACCAUUGCCAUUAACUUGGUUUUUCCGCAAAGAUGUCUAGACGAUGCCACUUUGCUAAGUCAAAAUGUGCCCAAAUGCGACCUGACCCACUUCCAAAAAUAUAUGGACGAGGGCGAGAAAACGCUACAAAUUAAAUGCCAAAAGCGCGCAGUUGCGUACAAUGAGACAGUUGAUGGGCUUUUGGAUGCUUGUAUUAAUGGAAAUUUGCACUGGAGGUAUCACUCAAUGGCUGUUACGUUCCUAAAGGUGUUAGUACACUAUGACGUUAAAUACAACGUGAGGAUAGUGAAGUAUUUUCUACAAGCCUUAAUAAAUGAGUCUAUAACCAUUAGAAAAACGGCAUUAAGAGUCUCUCUGUUUAUUUUAAUUCAGAAUAAACCCAAAUUUACGAAAAUUGAAAUUGAUCCCUACGGUUUCUCCAACAGUAAAAGAAAUAACCACAAGUUGAGGCCCGGAAUAAGAGAAGACAAUAAAUGGUUAUUGUACGACAGUAAAACGGUCCCGAAAGAUUCAGAAGCGUGGGAAAAACCGCGAUUUUUGCACGAUCACAGCAUAGGGUAUUACGCUUGGCCUACGAAAGUCGAAAUAUACGCACCCCCAAGCGAACAACCCCACAUAGACAAAAGGUUCCCAAAACUGAGCGAAGAGGAAAAAGAGAUUUACGAGUUUUUCAGCAAUGCGGAAAAUUUAGACCAAUUCAUUAAAUAUUUCUCAAUGGAGGAGAAGAAAGGGAAAGACCAGUUCAACGCUUACAAGUUCCUCCUGUUCAAGAACCUGUUCAAACUUUUCGAAGACAAGCUCCUUGACCCCAUCAUUCCCCACUUGGAGAAGCUCGUGGCUGAUAAAAACGAGUCGUCGCAACGUUGCGCUGCUGAGAUAAUCAGCGGUUUAAUCCGCGGUUCGAAGCAUUGGAGUUUUGAUAAAAUCACCAAACUUUGGUCAGUCCUGAUCCCGAUCCUCGAAACUGCAGUUGUGAAUAUGUGUAGCGAAACCAUGACCGACUGGGGCCUCAGUAUGGCGAUGGCUUUGGACUCCAGAGACCCCAACCGCUACCAUUGGAUCUUGGAAUACCUGGUCAAAGAUCCACUCUCCGACCAAACAUCGUUUGUGGCCUGUGGGCGCCUCCACAUGCUCCAUGCAGCCCUUAACCAACAAACUUGGAGAAAUAACGAACUGUCAGUUCGCUUGUUCGACUACUUCAAACAGCACUUGUCGCACCCUUUCCAGAAUAUCAGGGACAAAAUUAGUAGUUGUCUGACGAUGAUUUUUUCCAAAGAUUUGAUUUUCCCCGAUGAUGCUAACGAUACGAAUUCGGCGGGAAUUAAGGCGUUUUUCAAGGAGAUAAUGCCCACACUUGACAAUUUGUACAGUUACACUUUGAGCAAAAUCGAAAGUAAGGAUAAUCCAAUGGAUACGUCUGAAGUAUCAAAAGAUAUGCAAGGACUGUCGCUCGAAAACGACGAAGUUCGAGAAAAUGCCAUGAGGUUGUUCAAACUAGUUUCAAAAUACGUGACAUCGAGUGUUGUAAGAAUGAACUACUCCACGCUGCCUGAAUAUUUCGAGAUUUUGCCACUGUCGUGUGUGCUUCAAAGCAACGACACCGACGACGAAAUCGCCCCAAUUUGCUCGAGUUUGCUCGCAGUUUUGGCCUACACCAUAACUAUUGACAAAUACAUGCCUUCGGCCCUUGAAGCAAUAAGAAAAGUUGCCACUUGUCCGUUCUGGUCGGCUCGUGCGGUUAUAACCGAAUUCAUGUCCGGUUUUGUAUUCCACAAUAUGCCCACGAUUAUUUCGAAAAAGGAGUGGGUACUAGAUAUACAACACAUGGUGCUAGAACUACUCGAAGAUGUUCAACCUGAAGUUAGAGUUAGUGCUAGUCAAGUUUUAAGCGGUCUUUUGCACUGCCAAUUUAUUCCAAACCCUCAAGAAUUAUUAGCGCAAUUUAAACAGAAAGCGAAAACUAAAUUGAAGAAGAAAAAUUUGAACAAUUCAAACAGUUUGAAUCUUAGUACUUUAAGAUUUAGACAUGCUGGAGUUUUGGGCUUGUGUGCUUUUAUCAAUAGCCAUCCAUACGACGUACCUGACUUUUUACCGGAUGUUUUUGGACAAUUAGGACCCCAUUUGAACGACCCCCAACCCAUUCCUGCAACAAUUCGCAAAACCUUGGGAGAUUUCAAGCGAACGCAUCACGAAAACUGGGAAAUCCACAAACUCAAAUUUACUGAGGAAGAACUGUUAGUUUUAAGUGAUCUCACAGUGCCUCCCAGUUAUUACGCCUAGGCAAUAAUUUUCCGAUUCCAGUCAAUUUACAAUUUAAUUUUUUACUAGACAAUAGGUGAAGGAAGGUUUAAGGUAGCAAAAAUUUACGCGUCAAAUGUUUUUUAUUUUUAACCUUGUUCAUUAUAUUUUUUGUGGUUUGAUAAAAGUAUAUUAAGUGAAAUGUUUAUACAUGACUUAAUUCAUCUAAUAAAGCAAGACAUUUGUCUUUUAAUAUUUUAA
Molecule: messenger RNA, 5848 nt
Organism: Tribolium castaneum (red flour beetle)
Lineage: Eukaryota; Metazoa; Arthropoda; Insecta; Coleoptera; Tenebrionidae
Product: proteasome activator complex subunit 4
Exons: 15
Coding region: 134-5629 (1831 amino acids)
Biological process (GO): proteasomal ubiquitin-independent protein catabolic process
Cellular component (GO): nucleus; cytosol
Molecular function (GO): peptidase activator activity; proteasome binding
Source: RefSeq, a predicted model, not a curated record